Musca domestica (house fly) is the source of this 1718-nucleotide messenger RNA. Its product is annotated as methylthioribose-1-phosphate isomerase. The record is from RefSeq and is a predicted model, not a curated record. Gene Ontology annotation, molecular function: S-methyl-5-thioribose-1-phosphate isomerase activity. Bases 347 to 1417 code for a protein of 356 amino acids. The transcript has 7 exons. Lineage: Eukaryota; Metazoa; Arthropoda; Insecta; Diptera; Muscidae.
CUUAUCCCUAGAAUAAAAAGAUAAAGGACACAUACAACGGUACACAAAAAACUACUAUCAGUUAAAUAAAAAAAUAAAUAACAUAAUUUAGACCCAGGAAAAUUAGUGAAAUAACAAUAUCAGCGAAAACCGACUUAUGAAUCCCUAAAAAGCCGGUAAAAACAAAAAAAGCUUGGCAGAACUAAAGGACACAUUCAACGGAACACCCACCCCGACUACUAUAAAUUCAAUAAAACAAUACAAUUAGUGAAAGACUAAUAUCAGUUCAUAUUGACUUUUGGUGUUUGUGUGUAAAUAGCGUGAACAACAGCAACAACAAAAAGACUAACCACAACAAAUUGUAAAUAUGUCUUUACAAUCGAUUAAAUACUCAGCCGGUAAAUUGGAAAUAUUGGAUCAGCUAUUACUUCCGGUACAAUCGAAAUAUGUAGCUGUGAAAGGCGUUGAGGAUGGUUGGAAAGUUAUAAAUAAAAUGCAGGUCCGCGGUGCACCAGCCAUUGCCAUUGUUGGUUGCCUAUCAUUGGCAGUUGAAAUUUUUCCAGAAACAUAUGAAUCAAAGAAAACCCUGCGGCAGGAAAUUGAGGGAAAGCUCAAUUAUCUGGUUUCCGCCAGACCAACGGCAGUGAAUAUGAAAAUUGCAGCUGAUGAAUUGAUUUCAUUGGCAAAUGAAUUGACAAAAGAUGAGAGUGUCAACGUCGAAGAGAUGAAACAAAAAUUCCUUGAUAUCACUGAAGCGAUGCUGCAAAAGGAUAUAUCAGACAAUAAAGCCAUUGGAGCGAAUGGCGCUAAGGCUGUGUUAGAAAGUGCCGCCAAAGAUGGCCCUGUCCGAGUAUUAACACACUGCAAUACUGGAUCAUUGGCUACAGCUGGUUAUGGCACAGCGCUGGGUGUUGUUAGAAAAUUACAUGAACUAAAAAAAUUGGAACAUGUAUACUGUACCGAAACGCGGCCGUAUAACCAAGGGGCACGUUUAACAGCCUAUGAACUUGUCCAUGAUAAACUUCCAGCCACCUUGGUUUUGGACAGUAUGGUGGCAGCCUUGUUACGUGCCAAAAAUGUGGCAGCUGUGGUGGUGGGAGCCGAUCGGGUUGCUGCUAACGGCGAUACAGCAAACAAAAUUGGCACCUAUCAAAUAGCCGUUGUUGCCAAACAUCAUGGUGUACCAUUUUUUGUUGCCGCUCCCCUUACUUCAAUAGAUUUGCAAAUACCCAGUGGUGAUCAUAUUAUCAUUGAAGAACGACCCGAUCGUGAAAUGACCCAUGUCGGUGAACAUAGAAUAGCAGCACCUGGCAUUAAUUGUUGGAAUCCUGCCUUCGAUGUUACGCCUGCAUCCCUAAUUACUGGCAUCAUCACUGAACGCGGCGUCUUUAAACCGCAACAAUUAAAAGAAGAAAUUAGUGCUUUAUUAGAUUUGUAAUUAAGUGUUAAGUUCAACAAAAUACUACAAAAUUGUUCCCCCUAAUAUAUACAAUUAAGAAAAAGUUUAGAUGCUUCCUUGAUCGAAAAAAGAAACCAAUCCAUUAUUUGCAAAACAUAAAAUAAUAUACAAUAAUUAAUAUAAAUUACAGUUUUAUAGCACCAUUUUUUAUAUACAUACAUAAAUACACAUUAACCAUUUUAGUUGUGAUAUUGUUAAUCAAUACUUGUACUUUAUUUUGCUAAAAAUAAAUAUUGCUCAACAUUUUUAAUACAUAUGAAUAUAUAUGAGCUAAGACAAA